UGAAUUAAUAUCCAUAACAUAACCCCAAUAAGUAAAGCAUCGAUUGGUGGGCGUUAUUUAUUCGUUUAAGAAGUCCUAAGGAAAACAGUCAAAAUUCAGUCACCACGGGAAAAUACGGAAAGUCACAGCACUAUGAAGGAGCCAGAGGUGGAUCCGAAAAACAUUAUAAAAAGUAGAGAACUCCUCUACAGACUUAUCAUCAGAUAGCUCAUCCUGUAUGCGUUCGAUUUGUGGUUUAAUUUGGAAAAAUAUAUUUAAUCAAUAAAACUGUUCAGCUGACAAUCUUUCUUUGAAGCAAAUUAUAUUUUGGGUAUUGCCUAUGGGAGUAUAGUAGUGUAUAGCUCUAGUGAGGAUGGUCUAGAACUGUGGAGAGUAAUGAACGGAUUUAUAGGAAAUAAUUUUCAUUUCAGUCAAUUAUUCUAUGAUGGACAUCAAACACUUGCAGUACAAUUGUCCAAUAUAAUUCAAGCAGAUCCUCCGUGUCCUCCUUCAGAUCGUUUACUUCAUUUGAUGCUAACUGGAGCUGCCCAUGAACCAGAACGUGCAAAGAAAGAAACUAAUCAUGUACCAACAUUUACAACUUUUGAUACUACUCUGGGACCUGGAUUGGAUCUUGAAUUUGAAACAGAAGCUCAAACUCAGGCACCUGAACCUGCACAGUAUGAAACAGCAUAUGUCACAUCUCACAAGGGAAAUUGUAGAGCAGGAGCAUUCUCAGCAGAUGGUCAACUUAUUGCAACGGGCUCGGUAGAUGCAUCAAUAAAGAUUUUAGACGUUGAUAGAAUGCUAGCCAAAUCAGCACCAGACGAAAUGGCACCAGGUGAUCAAACAGGGGGUCAUCCUGUUAUCAGAACAUUGUAUGAUCAUCUGGAAGAAGUGACCUGUUUAGAGUUUCAUCCAAGAGAGCCCAUUCUUGUCUCUGGCAGCCGAGAUUUUACUGUGAAGCUAUUCGAUUUCAGUAAAGCCAGUGUUAAGAAGGCCUUUCGCACUAUCACAGAUGCAGAUCAAAUACGAUGUUUGUCAUUCCAUCCCACUGGCGAUUUUCUUGUUGUGGGAACAAAUCAUCCUGUUGUCAGAUUAUACGAUGUGAAUACGGGACAAUGUUUUGUGUGUAGUAUACCAAAUCAUCAGCACACAGCUGGUAUUACUAGCAUUAAGUAUUCUCUAGAUGCAAAGACAUAUGCUUCUGCUGGUAAAGAUGGCAGUAUUAAAUUGUGGGACGGAGUAUCAAAUCGGUGCAUAAAUACGUUUGUCAAGGCUCACGACGGAUAUGAGGUUUGCUCUGUUACGUUCACGAGAAACGGAAAGUAUUUACUGUCAUCAGGGAAAGAUUCGUUAAUUAAAUUAUGGGAACUUUCAACCAGCAGAUGCUUAAUUGCUUACACAGGUGCAGGAACUACAGGCAAACAAGAACACAAAGCUCAAGCUAUAUUUAACCACACGGAAGAUUAUGUGAUGUUUCCCGACGAGGCUACUACGUCGUUGUGCGCUUGGAACUCGCGAAAUGCAUCGAGAAAACAACUAUUAUCAUUGGGUCAUAAUGGCCCAGUGCGACUGAUUGUACACUCACCUACUGCACCAGCCUUUUUAACUUGCAGUGAUGAUUUUAGGGCACGAUUUUGGUUCAGGAGAAUGCCUACGCAUUAAUAGAGUGACAAAGACUACACACUAAAGAAAAAGAUAAUACACUUUUAUUUUGGUGAUCAUCGACAACAUUACCUAAGUACUCUAAACAGUGUAUAUAACAAGCAGCUUGCUCGACAGGCUUUUUAUUUUGGUACAAAGAUCUUCAUUGGGAUAAAAUGUACAGAUAACAUUUACGUCACAUCGUAAAUGGUAAGCGUAAGUGAAAUUUAAUCUACGGAAGUAACACUGAGGAGAGUGACUCAGACAAAAGAUAUAGAGAAUGAAAUAACAUUGUAUGUUUUUCACCUAA
Messenger RNA from Cephus cinctus (wheat stem sawfly), 1936 nucleotides. It is a transcript of the gene CstF50, whose product is annotated as cleavage stimulation factor subunit 1. Gene Ontology annotation, molecular function: RNA binding; protein binding. NCBI's taxonomy places the organism in Eukaryota, Metazoa, Arthropoda, Insecta, Hymenoptera, Cephidae. The transcript is spliced from 4 exons. The record is from RefSeq and is a predicted model, not a curated record. Gene Ontology annotation, biological process: mRNA 3'-end processing. The coding region runs from base 376 to 1647 and encodes 423 amino acids. Gene Ontology annotation, cellular component: mRNA cleavage stimulating factor complex.